Anopheles gambiae (African malaria mosquito) is the source of this 6580-nucleotide messenger RNA. RefSeq lists its product as uncharacterized. The record is from RefSeq and is a predicted model, not a curated record. The coding region runs from base 2428 to 4761 and encodes 777 amino acids. The transcript has 2 exons. Lineage: Eukaryota; Metazoa; Arthropoda; Insecta; Diptera; Culicidae.
GGGCAGUUGGGGUAGGGCGCAAUUAGGGGGGCGUUGUAGAUUUUUUUCCUUCUUCUUUCUCCCACCCGGGUUACAUCUCGCCAUAGGAAACGGUCACAUUAAAACUCAGCCUUGAGUGCGUUUAUCCUUCCUUUCCACCAGCUCGCAGCACAGAUUUAGACACUGCGAGAGCCAGUGUGUUAUACCUUCCCUGGCUCCCUUCUCCCCCCCAACAACCCACUACCCCUUUCGUGCACCGAGCUUCGAUGCCCGGGCGUAAAAGAAAUUUCCACAUGAUUGCGAAUUGUGCAAGCGACGACGACGAUGACGACGACGUGCGGUUGCCGUGCUGCGGUGGGUACGAUUUUCUAUCAACUCGGGCACAUCGCACAGAACCAAGCAGUCAACCACGGGUGACAUCGGUUGCUGUGUAGCAACCGGUGCUGCUGUAUCGCCCAGAUCGUUUCAUGGCUUGCCCUGAGACUCGUCACCAUUCUCUAUCCCGCGCCUCGGCCCUGCUCGUGUGGUGGUGUUUAAUUAAAGGGAGGGUGGGGGGUGAGAUUAUACUCUCCACCUGCUGCAAAACCGACUCAACCCAACCGCCGACCUCAUUUAGCAUACCCCAAUGUCCCACCGCCCCCGUCGGUGUGUUGUCACAGCAUCAGCGGCGAAGGUGGUUUCACUUUUUGUGUGUCUGUUUCUACGACCAGGUCAGCAUGGUGAGCUUUUUCUUAUCUUUCUGCAUGAACCUGCUGCUGCCUCCUCACGAGCAGAAGAUAUUACUCACCAUCCUCCCCCACCCAUGUGGGUCGGUCGGUCGGUGUCGGUCUUUAACUUUUCUCGGUAGCCGUGGCGACACAUGUAGUGGAGCCCCCAUCGCACGCUGCUAACUAGAACCGGCUGCAGGGUUGCCUUGAUGUGUGUUUGUGAUUCAUCUUCAGCCCUCAGCGCUUCCUGGUAUAUGUACUGUAAGGGGCGGGUGGUGGGUUGUGCGAUUGUUUUGAGCCCGAGGGUUGGUGGAAAGAACGAGAGAGAGAGAGAAGGGCAUGUGAAUAAUCACUUAGAACAUGUUACCAUAAUCAGACACCGAGAAGCGAGAAACCGCGAGGGCCGGGUGUGUGUGUGUAUGUUUACAUAAUCCCCAUCGAUGACGGUGGAGAAUAUUCGAACCAGUCGAUGAUUAGCACAUUUUUUUCACCCCCCCAUUUCAUCCCCCCUCGUGCUACCUUUGUUUGGUGGGUGGUUUUGGACAAAGGAAAACUGCGUUCUAAUUUUUCGCUCAGCUCGCUGUUGUAGUGGGGCGGAAUGAUAUUGUCAGGGUGGCCACUCAACCGGGAAAACCGGGAAAACCGGGAAUCAGCCGGGAAUUUUAUUUAUCCGGGAAAAACCGGGAAAAACCAGGAAUUUCGCUUUAAAAACCGGGAAUUUGUCACAGCUCUCGUGUACCAAGUGUAUUUUCAGCCACCUGAUCUCUUUUGUGUAUUCUUCGCAACGUACCGCGGGCAUACCUACAUUGUCGCACCAAUGUGUAUGGAAAACACAGUCUGUUUCAUCGUCGUAUGGUACGAAUUGAUUGUACUUCUCAUUCGCACUGGUGCAAAACUUACGUUCGCCGAAUCGGGUACACGCUAUUCCGUGCGCCUGUAUUUUGUUCAACAAGCCGUAGGUUGCGGCAGUGGCGGAUUUAACGGUGGGUGGAAUGGGUGAUCCACAUUACGCCCCGUAUUUGUCCAGGCGAUAUGUAUUAUUUUUUGGGAACUUGUUAUCCCCCCUCCCCCCUUAAACAAUUUCAACGUAUCAACCACAUAUCACCAGUACAUUGGCCUUUUACGUUUCGGUUUGGAUGGUCUGUACCAUCAUUCCUCCCGAUUGUGUGAAGUCUCAGAAAUCGUGCGCGCACGUUGAUCUGCCUUUACUCCCACAGUCCAAUUGUUGCUCUAUUGUUUUCACGGGGUUUUGCUUUAGCCCAUCCAUUCUGCUCUAGUAGUAUGGAUGAGUCUUGCGGCGUUUCCGUUCCUGAGAAUCGAAGACAAACCGUUUCGAUAGCGCAUCCGUGAUCGUGUAUGGUAUGUGUAUAGAAUGAAAUCAAAAGCUUAAGCUGCAACAGAAUAAUGGAUGGAGUAUAUAAGAGUGGGUGGGUGGGGGGUGGGGGGCAGGAGAGUUCGAAUCGCUGGCUAGUUGGAGGCUUCGAUUGCCGUGGUUGUGGACACUUUUAGUUCAUUUUGCGGUUUGAGUUGAACAGCAUCGGAUGUGAUGUGAUAAGAUUUAAAAUUGGAUUGUCGAAGUGCAAGUGCAAAUCACGGUGUCGUUUGAAUUAAUUGAUAUUCAGUUUAUUGAAGUGUGUUUUUCAAAUUAUUCAAUUUGCUAUCAGGUAAGUUUUAUACAGCACUGGCUGCAAAUUGGUUAAUUUAUUAAUUAUUAAUAAUAGUCUCCCAUAGAUUGUCUGCUAUGCCUACCACAUACAAUCCAAACUAUGAAAAUUCAUUUCCAUGGUGUUCUCCUGACCCGAAGGACGUAUAUGCAGCGGUUUGCAAAUGGUGUAACAAAAAAAUAAAAAUCAACACUAUGGGUAGAGUGGCUUUGGUUAGUCAUGAAAAAAGCAAAGCACAUCAUCAUCAAGUGUUGGUUCGAAAAACUAACCUUCCAAUCAGCCAUUUUUUACCAAAUCAAAUCGUUGGUAAUAACCUGUUGUCGUCAUCUCCGUCACUUUCUUCAAUUUCCACUGCAAUGGCUACCCAAAUCUCAGCUUCAGAUUCUUCCACGAACACUGAUAAUCAACACUCUAAGGCUUCCAACGUCUUGAAUAGAUUCAUGCUAAACGAGCAAGUUACAAGUGCUGAAAUUGUGUGGGCUCUGGAAACUAUUGCCACUCAUAACUCCUAUCGCAGUGCUGGGGCUAACACUAAUUUAUUCAAAACUAUGUUUCCGGACAGCCAAAUUGCCGCCAAGCUCGAGAUGGGACGCACAAAACUUGCGUAUCUAAUAACUUUUGGUCUGGCACCUUAUUUCACAAACGAAAUAUUUAAGCAACUUGAUGUAUGUUCCGAAAUAGUAAUUGGUUUCGAUGAAACAUUGAACAAAGUUUCACAACGCCAACAGAUGGAUGUUAGUGUGAGAUUUUGGAAUGAAAAUAAGGAACAGGUAGAAUGUCGAUACAUUGGAUCAGCGUUUUUAGAUUCUUCUCGUGCAGUUGAUCUCCUUAACGGAUUGAAACAGUGCACAGAAAGAAAGCCUGCUCUACUGAAUAACGUGAUUCAGCUAAGCAUGGACGGACCGAAUGUAAAUUGGCGUUUAAUGAAGGACUUAUGCGAAGAACUUCGAAAUCUGCGUGGGGUACCAUCUUUUGAUUUAUUAAACAUAGGUAGUUGCGGCUUACAUGCUAUUCAUAAUGCUUUUAAAAAUGGUAUGAAGCACACUGAAUGGAACAUUGACGAGUUUUUGACAUCCCUCUAUUAUUUGUUCAAAGACUUUCCGUUGCGCCGUGCAGAUUAUAAAGAAACUACCGGAUCCAAUUUAUUCCCACUGAAAUUUUGUCCUAUUCGAUGGAUUGAAAAUUUGAAUGUGGCUGAGCGUGCAUCUAAAAUGAUUCCUUAUUUGAAAGUCUAUGUGGCUGCGGUCAAAAACCAACGUGACAAAAAACUCAAGGAAGGUCACCAUUCUUUCAAAAGGAGUUUUGCUGCAGUUGCUCAGUCUAGGCCAUUCGCUGUAAUAGAAAAGACCAUUUCUGAUGAAAUGUUGAGCCCAAAACUUGCCUUUUUUAUUUCCUCAGCUGGAUGUGUGGAACCCUUUUUGCGAGAAUUUCAAUGUGAUGCUCCUAUGGCGCCAUUUUUGUUUGAUGAGUUAACUUCAAUUACCCAUUCUAUAAUGAGUAAGGUUUUAAAAUCGGAAUGCUUAAAUGUAAAAGCUAAAGCGAUUACCAAUAUUGAGCUCAAAGAUAACAACACACUACCGACAUCGCAAGUUGAUAUAGGCUUUGGAGUCAAAGCGGCAAUUAAAACAAUAAUGACAAGUGGAAAAAUAUCUGAAAAGGUGAUCCUUCAGUUUAAGAACGAUUGUAAAGCUUAUUAUAUUGCAUUUUUAACAAAAAUUUGUGACCGUUCUCCACUGUCACACAGUUUUACACGAUAUAUCUCAUGUAUCAAUCCAGAGACCAUCACAAAAUCGCUUGAUAUUGCCUUGAAAAGGUUGGAGUACUGCCUAGAUUACAUGGUCCAAAGAGACCAUUUAGGGGGUAAUGUAGCGGACAAAGUUCGUCAGGAAUUCACAAAUGCGGUAGAAAUUUCUAGCAUAAAGUCAUCUCUAGCUGCCUACAAGCGACAUGAAUGUCGACUAGAUAAUUUUUGGUUUAAAGUUCUUGCGGAUUCGAGAAAAGAAUUCUCAAACUUAAGAAUUUUUUUAAAAAAAAUUUUAAUUCUAUCACAUGGCAAUGCAACACUGGAGCGAGGAUUUUCUAUAAACAAAGAGUGUCUGAUAGUUAAUUUAAUCGACGAAAGCUUAGUGGCGCAGCGAAUAGUAUACGACGCUAUUUUGAACGCCGGUGGUGUUUUAGGGGUAGACAUAAAUAAAUCACUCAUCCAGUACGCCCGAAACGCGCAUGGACGAUACGUCGAGAGCCUGGAGCAAAAGAAAAAGGAAAGGGCACAAAAGGACGAUGCCAGUGCUAGAAAAAAGACAACGAAUCAAGCACUUAAGGAAUUAGAAUUAGUUAAAGCCAAAAUUCUCGCAGAUGCUCAGAAAGAAGUAGCCUUAAUCGAAGAGAAAAUGAGUAAUUUGAAUAAAUAAGCUGUUUCAGCAAUCUUAUAAAAAACGUUUAUAAUGCUUAAUAGUUUUAUUUUUAAAUAAUAGUUUAAGGUUAUUUUAUUUAAUUCUUGUUACAUCGAUAACAUGCAGCUUUGCACUGUCAUACUAAUUAUAGACGAAGUUAUAAAUACUAUUAGAGUUACCUAUAACAUUGUCAAAAAAAUGCUUUGAAAUUUUAGUAUCGCAUAAGGCAAUCAACUACGGGCAAAUGAAGUGUAAUAAACCGGGAAAACCCCUAAAAAAUCCGGGAAAAACCGGGAAAAAACCGGGAAUUUCAAAUCCUGAUUCGAGUGGCCACCCUGUAUUGUGCAGAAUGGCAAGUCUCGAUUAGGGCAUUGAGUUUUCAUUUUUUCUUUAAAAUACAGGGUUUUCCAGUAGUACUCACAGCUAUCGGACACUUUAUUGGCUCUUUCUUAUAAGAAAUGAACUUAAUGUAAUGGGAAUUGGACUAUAUAGCACCCUUGUUGGACAAAUCCAAUAGGAAUUUCCAAGGAGCCUGUCUAAUAAGGGAUCCGAUAUCCAUCAUAUGAAGUGCACUUCCCAUAAGAAAGAGUCAAGGAAGGUGUCCCACAACUGUGAGAACCCCUGGAGAACCCUGUAAGGUUUACGUAAUGUCUACAGUUAGGUUUAAAUUGACAGGAUUAGUUUUAAUCUGAAACAUACAUAAAAAUAUGCUUCGUACUGCAUCAUCAUUAUCUCUCUGCAUGCUCGGGAGCUGUAAAAUGUCGUCUAAUCAUAGGACACACUCGAAGAAAUUCCUGUCAAUUCACGCUACACGCAUGAAGAUGUCAAUCGCUUCCUCUAAUCGCAAGACACACACACACACUGGACAGCCUCCUUCCGUAGAUUAGUUAUCAAACCCAAAGCAUCUUUCAUACAACCCGACCCAAAGUAGGCUUGAAGUACUACUGUAAAAAACCCCUCUCGAAACACACAUGAUAACAAUAAAUGAAAGCGAGCGACAGUGUUGCCUUUUUAUUGGACCCACGACUUGAGUCACGCUGGACGAGAGAGGACAGAUAAGCACAGCCCCGGUGGUAGGGAUACUGCUGCCUCCUCCACACCUACCACAACGCGAUAAUUAAAUCUUGUUGCCACUGGAAGUUGCUCACCACCCACCCAGGGCCUGUGUUGAUCCUGUUUCCGUGUGUUUGGGCAGUGUGGGCCUAUCUGUGGCGUCAGAAAUAUCAGAUAGAGAACGGAGAAGAGUCCACAAAACGCCAUCCUCCGCCAAGGCACGUUGCACUCGCGCGCAAAGCUAGCUUCCCCCGCCACACAACCACCGCCGAGUCUAGAGCAACAGUAGAAAACAUCGCUUCAGAGUUUUUUGUUUCUGCUUCUCCAACCAUACAUCGCAUCCGGCCACAGGAAGGCGAAGGUUUGAGGGUUUGGAAGCUGUGCAGAGAUAGAAAACGGCCCGUGUACACCGUUGUGGUGUGUGUGUGCGUACAGGAAAGUGUUAAUUAAGUUGAUCCAAAGUUCAGACGACACGUCCGUUGAUCCCGGGGCUCUUUGCCUUUGCACUACUUGUUGACUAACUGCCUACUGGGAUGCUUGUCGAAAAACUGUCCCUUUGCUCGAUCGGACAGACAUCUUCUGGUCACACCGGUUGCGACCCUGUCAAUCCAGCACACACACACACACCGACGCCCUCUUUCAUCGUCAGUCGGUGGGACAUGAGGACCUAAUUAAAUCGCGGUUACUAGUGGUGAGAAUAAAAAUAAAUGAAAUCACCGGUUCCUCGGGUGCCACUUAUGUCGUGGCCUUUCGUGACUUUCCAAACCAAAAAAAAAAAAACAAA